This is a messenger RNA of Micromonas pusilla CCMP1545, 2958 nucleotides long. RefSeq lists its product as uncharacterized. The transcript has a single exon. Bases 1 to 2958 code for a protein of 985 amino acids. Gene Ontology annotation, molecular function: protein-cysteine S-palmitoyltransferase activity. NCBI's taxonomy places the organism in Eukaryota, Viridiplantae, Chlorophyta, Mamiellophyceae, Mamiellales, Mamiellaceae. Gene Ontology annotation, cellular component: Golgi apparatus; endoplasmic reticulum. The record is from RefSeq and is a predicted model, not a curated record. Gene Ontology annotation, biological process: peptidyl-L-cysteine S-palmitoylation; protein targeting to membrane.
AUGGCGAACGGCCCCGCCGGGAUCCCGCUCCUUCCCGCGCGACGGAAGGACGCGGUCUCGAAUCGACGCCGCGAUUCGACGACGACGACGACGACGCGCGGACGCGGACGCGACGACGACGACGCGGACGACGACGAGCCGUGGUCGCCGGAGAAGGGCGACUCCGACGCCGCGAAGGCGCUCGCGUACGCGAGAUCCGUCCGCGGCGGCGGCGGCGACGACGGCGGCGACGACGGCGACGACGCGACGCGCGCGGACGACGCGGGAGGCGGGCACGCGCCCUCCUCGGAUCGCGAUCUCACGAGCGCGGGCGUCGUCGGCGCGGCGACCGCGGCGGCGACCGCGACCGAGAGCGCCGAGCCGACCGAGCGCGCGUUCGAGCAGUCCACGCCGAAAAACUUCGAGGAGCUGCACGCCAAGGCGAACCGCUUCUUCGCGCUGAACCAGGACGAGAGCGACGCCGUCGACGGCGGGCCGCUCGCGGUGGGCGCGAACGAGCGCAUGCGCGUGCUGUGCGACAAGUUCCCGAAGCUGGCGGAGACUGUUCGCAAGUCCGCCGCGCUCCAGGAAAUACUAGCCACGCCCGGCGCGCUGGGCGCGUUCCUGAAGGCGGCGACGAACCACAACGGUCGCGGCGUGGACGACAUCAUCAUGAACGCGCGGUACCGCGAGAUCAUCGAGAGCGCGGGGUCGCCGGAGCGCCUGUGGACGGAGAUGGACGCGUUGCGAGAGAUUCGCGACGAGCUUGAAAAAUUCGCAGCCGGUCCCGCGUGGACGCCCGGGUGCGCGCCGCUGCCGACGGAGCCGACCGCGGGCGAGUCGUCGCAGUAUCUGUCCGACGUGACGCACGAGCAGUGGUCGGAGGGCGGGUCGUGGCAGAUGCACGCGAGGGCGUACGCGAACCGAAUGGACGUGAUGUUGCCGUUCGGCGUACUCGGCGCCGCCGCGGCGUGGGCGUAUUUUUUACCCGUGUGGAUCUGGGUGUGGCCGUGGCUGCUGCUCGCCGCGGCCGCGUCGCAGUUCCCGAUACGGAACCUCGCGGAGCCGGGGUUGCAGAGGAAAGGCGACGUCGGCGGGUUGGGGUCGUUCGCGCUGAUACAGGCGAUGAUCUUUUACUCCCUCGUGCAGUUCGCGUUCGUCUACGUCCCGAUUUUUUGGUGGCGAUAUCCGACGGCGUGCCUCGUCGAGCUGAUUUGUUUCGUGGCGACCCCGGGCUUAUUCAUCGCGUGCCUCGUGUUAGGACCCGGGUACAUCGCGACCGCGACGGACGACCGCGAGGAGUGGGUGCGAUGCAUGCGACGCGUCUCGAGGGCGGCGCGGAUGAUGGACAAGCUGAAGAGGGACGAGGAGUCGAUGCAGGGCGACGUGGAGGGGGACGAAAACGCACCCGAGGACACGAUGGGAAAACUCAUGCACGUCGGGAAGUUUUGCGAGUCGUGCCACGCCGCGCGGCCGCUGCGGUCGAAGCACUGCCGCGUCUGCAAGCGGUGCGUGUCGAGGAUGGAUCACCACUGCCCGGUCGUCGGCACGUGCGUCGGCGCGAGGAACCAGCGGCAGUUCUUCCUGGGGCUGAUCACGAUGAACGUCGGCCAGGCGAUUUUCCUAUUCAUAUCGUGGAAGUUUCUUCACGGCGUGUGGCACGGCGAGACGGACGGGUACGGCGCCGCGCUGUUGGUCGAGGAAGGCGGCGGGCUCGGCGGGCUCCCGAGGCCCGCGAGCGACGGGAUCAGAGGGCCGUGGGCGGCGUUCUCCGGCUUUGGCCCGUGGUUCCACGGGCUCGGGAACGUGGUCUCGAAGUGUCCGUGGGCGCUCGCGCUGUUCCUGGCGCAAGUCCCCGGGAUCGCGUACGAUUUCACGCUCGCGUGCCGGAUGUUCUUCGCCGUCGUGGGGAACAUGACGGUGAACGAGUUCGAGAACGCGCACCGGUACGAGCACAUGCUCUCCGCGGAGACGGACGUGGACAAGCGCGGGAACCGAAAGUUUUUUAACCGGUUCGACCGCGGGUGGGCGAUCAACUGGUUCGAGUUUUGGAGCGGGACGCAAGGGAAGAUCGACUGGGACGCGAUGUGCUACGCGGUCGACGCCGGGGAGGUGAACGGGCCGCCGCGGUGGAGCUACACGCACCUGCAUUCGAAAUCGCGACUCCCGCGGUGGCUGAAACCGUAUUGCUGUCAGUGGCACCGAUCGCACAACGCCAACCCUGGUCACGGGCACUCGCACGGGGGCAAGCCGUGCGAGGCGCACCACGGCGGCGGGGACUCCGCGAACAAAACGAUAGAUCCCGCGGACGUCGGCCUGCACUCGCACUCGCACGGCGGGAAGGAGUGCCACGCGGACCACGGCGCGGCGUCGGAGAAGCCGAAGAACCAGGCUGAGCUCGACGAUCGCUUGCGACGCAUCGUCGGCGCCCCGCGCGGCGGGAACGCGCCCGCGGCGGACGCCGGCCACGGCAGCGGCAACGGUCACGGCCACGGCCACGGCGCGCAGCCGCCGCAGGUGACCCCGGAGGAGAUGAUCGCGCGUCAGCGGGCGCAGAUGGAGGCGAUGAUGCAGCGGCACGAGGCGCAGCUGGCGGCGACGGCGGCGGAGAACGGGAUGACCGUCGACCAGCUCAAGGCGGAGAUGCGCGCGAACCAAGAGGCGGCGCAGCAGGACGCGAUGCAGAAGAUGGCGGAGCGAAACGGGAUGACGGUGGAGCAGCUGCGGGAGGCGCAGGAGAAGCAGCAGCUGGAGAUGAUGCGGCAGCACGCGGCGCGGAACGGCAUGACCCUCGAGGAGUUUAAGGCGGCGCAGGAGAAGCAGAUCGCGGCGGCCGCCGCCGCGGAGGGCGUCACCGUCGAGCGGUUCAAGGAGCUCGUGCAGGAGAGGCAGAUGGCGCAGCGGCAGAUGAUGGCGGAGAUGCAGCAGCAGCGCGCGGCGCAGAUGCUCGCGAUGAAGGCGAAGUACUCGCAAGCGUGA